AUGUUCCGCAGGAAUGGCAGGAACGGAAUGCAACAGAAUCCGGUCAAUUGUUUGUUUGUUUUACUUCUGUUACCAAACAAAGGCAACGUUACCAAACAAAUGCAACACCAUUCCUUUCCACCACCAACAACCAUCCUCUCCCCCACCCCCACGACAGCCACGACAAACCGACAACGCCACGCCACGCCACCCACGACGACGACGACGACGACGACGACGAUGACCCCACAUGACCCCACGACGGCGACGACCACCCAGCAACGAACGGCGACGACCACCACCAGUGAUGUGGCAGCCAAACGGACAACAACAACAACACCACCACUAUCCACGAGCACCCACCACCAUCCACGAGCACUAACCACGACGACCACACAAACGCCGCAACGCCACGUCACAAACCAAACAAGCCCCCCACGGCACGAUGACAACGACAACAACGACGUCCACGGCAACAACGACGUCCACGACACGCAACGACGACAACGCAACGACGACAACGCGAUGACGACAACGCGACGCCGACACACGACGAUGACAACGCAACGACGACCACGCAACGACGACAACGCAACGAUGACAACGCAACGACGACCACGCAACGACGACAACGCAACGAUGACCACGCAACGACGACAACGCAACGACGAGCACGCAACGCGAUGA
Laccaria bicolor S238N-H82 is the source of this 666-nucleotide messenger RNA. RefSeq lists its product as uncharacterized. Bases 1 to 666 code for a protein of 221 amino acids. The transcript has a single exon. Lineage: Eukaryota; Fungi; Basidiomycota; Agaricomycetes; Agaricales; Hydnangiaceae. The record is from RefSeq and is a predicted model, not a curated record.